UACACUUCCGUUGUUGGGGCGAGAUGGAAUUUUCGGAUUCCGCUCUACCGUCUGUGUUGUUGUCGGUUUUGGCUUGCUAUCUAUCUCGCUCGAUGUAACGGGGAAGAUAAGAUUACAGAAGAUGGGAAAGUAGUCAUCCUGACAGCGCACACCGUUUUGACAUCGCCUCAGCUCGAAGAUCAGCAUGCUAGAGAUGGAGAUAGAUGCUAUUCUGACGGAUGGACAGCACGGAUGUUUUGAAUGAUGUCACCAUCAUGAAGUGCUGAAGAAAGCAGUGUGCAAUGGAUGAGGCAUUCUUGACAGACCUCCUGGAAUGUUCAGUAUGUCUGGAGCAGCUGGACAGCACCAGCAAGGUGCUGCCUUGCCAGCACACUUUCUGCAAACGAUGCCUCGAUGAAAUCGUAAACUCGCACAAGGAGCUGCGGUGCCCGGAAUGUCGCAUUCUUGUGGACUGUCGCGUAGAGGACCUACCGCUGAACAUUCUGCUCAUCCGCCUCUUAGAGGGCAUAAAAAACAACCCGCGACUAGGAGGAGGGGGCCGAUCACCGGGGAGCGGAGGGGUGAGGCAACCCUCCUCUCCGCAGGCUCCCCCCGCGACCAACACUGCCCAGCCGUCUCCUGCCGGGGAUCAAACCCUGAUGGGAGUGCGCACCCUCGUAAAGCAGCUGGCACCUCCGCUGCCGUGCGCGAAGGCGCUCUACGCUUACGAGGCAAAGGACCCCGGGGACUUGACGUUCCGCAAGGGGGAAGUGAUCGUGCUGAGGAAGCGAAUCGACCAGAAUUGGUUCCACGGCGAGCUAGGAGGGAAGCAGGGCUUUGUGCCCGCGAGCUACGUUCAGGUUGUAGUGCCCUUGCCCUCCCACGUUCCUCAGUGCAAGGCUCUGUACGAUUUCCGUCUGGGAGGAGGAAACCCUGGUGGCGGUGGCGACAACGACGAGAAGGACUGCCUCGCCUUUCUCAAGGGCGAUGUCAUUACGGUGAUAAGGAGGGUGGACGAAAACUGGGCGGAGGGAAAACUCAACGACAGGAUCGGCAUCUUUCCCAUCUCAUUCGUGGAGAUGAAUGCUGCUGGAAAGGCACUUAUGAAACUUUCAACAAAUGCUCAAGUGGGGCCCUCCCGUAUUGCUCCACCCACGCCCAGCGCCGAAACCAGCGGAAAUGCGCCACCAGCACCAGUCAAUACCCCAUCAGCAGGAGAAUCUCAGUCAAGCACCGCAUCCCCCGAAUCAUCGUCCCCUAGCCCAGGGACCCCCUCGUCCUCUUCUCCACCCCUCCCGGCGUGCCAGGCACCACGGGAGAAACGGCACUCGCUGUCUGCCCUCUCGUCCGGGGGUGCUCGCUCCCCACAGGCACCUCACAGACAUUCUAUGGAGAUACUGAGCAACAGCGGGACGGACACCCCAUCACCGCCUCAGGCAUCACCUAGCAGGAUUCCGGCUCCAAGUGCAAAGACGUCAACCGAAGGAGUGUCAUCUUCGAGAGUCGUCCGUCGCCACAGCGGAAGGAGGGAACACGAGAACAUCUCCGUGACGACACAGAGCUUACAGACUGCUCCUGCGUCCGAAAUAAACCCAGCGCCUCUGGCACCUGUUCAGCAAGGGACUACACAUGUUCCUGUUCCAAACCUUUACUUGGCACUGUACAAUUACAAGCCUCAGAAGGAAGACGAACUCGAACUCCGCAAGAACGAGUUGUACACUGUCACAGAAAAAUGCCAAGACGGGUGGUUCAAAGGGACCUCUCUUCGGACGGGGCUCUCCGGGGUCUUCCCGGGGAAUUACGUGCAGCCCACGAAGGCUGCUGGAAGCCAGUACCACCUAGGAGGCAUUGCAGCAGCAGCCGUUCCGGUGUCCCGGAUUCCCGCUCCAAUGUCCCCGAGGCCACGCUCCACUGCACCUUUCGGACCAGGUCUUCCGCAUGCAUUGCAGCCAAUGGAUUCGUUUCAGAGGCCACCGUGUGGUGUGGAUUGGGGGCUCGACCCGCAGAGACCUACUCAAAGGCCUCCGAACCCUACAGGGCCAAGCCCCAUGGGUCACAAACCUCCAAUGCAAGUGUUGGCACCGAAAGUUGCUGUGAGUGCCGUGCCGAGCCUAGAAGUAGGAGGAGGGCCCACCCCGGCCGCUCCCUCGGGCGUUCCUCACAUGGGCAACCAGUGGAUGCUGGCGUACGCAGCCUCCACUUGGGCUCCGCCUUCUUCUUCCUGCACCACACCCACACGAUCGCCACCGCAGGGGCUGCAGACGACCACGGUGCUCACGUGUUCGCCCUCGUCGUCUGGCACUGCUCAGCGGGGAGAUAAGGUAGGCGACGUGCGAAGUGUCCUUUGUCAUCAGAAGGAGCGCAGGGAGAAGGAUAAGCUGAGCCUCAUGAAACGGCUGACCAGCAAACGUCGCUCGCGCUCUCCCCCUCCUGUGGCUAACUUCUCCUGUGACAACCCGACCUUCGUGGACGCAGCAGCCAUGCCUCAGCAGGGAGGGGGAAGCGCCGCAUCCCUCGCUGUUGUUCACGUCAGGUCGGGUUCAUGUCCCAGCGAAGUGCUCGGAAGUCAACAGGCAUCGCACAAGAAGAGCAACUCUCUGGAUGGGAACGAUACCAUGAAAACGAGGCCCAAGCAGCCGGCGCCUUUAGUUCGUGAAAGGUUCCGAUGCAUUGUGCCUUACCCGCCAAACAGCGAGUACGAGCUGGAGCUCAAGCAGGGAGACAUUGUGUACGUUCACAAAAAACGCGACGACGGCUGGUACAAGGGCACCCUGCAACGCACGGGAAAGACCGGCCUUUUCCCGGGGAGCUUCGUAGAGGGCUUCUGAGGUCACGAGGCAUCGGCAUCUGCACGGAAUGCAUUCACUCUUAGAUGCACGUGCGCCAGGCGGCGGGUGUCCGACUUCCGCACCGGAUGCUGAUGCGUAUCUCGACUCGUCGGACCAGCGACUGUGUGGCUCAAGGGCGGCGGAGGAUGAAGCACGUAGUACUUGCGAAGAUGUACUAAGUACAUCCGUACAACGGAUCCGGAUGGCAGAAUACGGAUUAGGUCAUCUGUUCGGAUAAUAUCUUUUACACACACUGCUACUCGUUCUCAAAGGACUUGGUGUGGUCGCAAAAAAGAAAAAUUGAAAAAAAAAAUUUAAAAAGAAAAAUUGUGGAAGGUAGUUUCUGCUGUGAUUUCCGGCCAGUGGUCUUUUUGUCUGUUCUGUGGCUGCACGUUAUGUGGAAUACUGUCAAGGUAGCCAUUUUUUGCAGCGCCCUCAAUCUUGUGAUUUUUUUAAAUUUUUUUGCAAAAUUCGAAUGGUGCAAAAUAAUUUGUAACGAUGACGCGGGAGUACCUGGGCAUUUGAAUUUGCAAUAAAUGAGCGUUGUGGGAAGCAAUGACAAUUCCCACUGCCCUGCCAAAGACUGGGACCUCUCGCGCUUUGAUCACUUGAGCUCCACGGUAUACAAAAUUACAGUUCCGCAAAGUAUGCCCCAGACGUGCUUCCACGCUAAUUUAUUUAUUUACAAAAAAUACCUUUUUAUUAACCGCGAAGUUAACUGCUUAUAAAUACGUGAUGUUUUGUAUCAAAUGACGCUCUUUUUUCUUUCAUCUUUCUUCUUCUUCAUUCUACGGUAAUGGGAAUGGGUACCAUUACUGUGUUUCCAUAACAUUUCAAGAGUAAAUUAUAUAGGCGCACAGUGCAUCGAGUGUCUGACAGAGCCUCAGCAUUGGCCCGGAAAUUACGGCAGAUUCUUGAGCUGCAUCCUUACUUGACUGUAAAAUAUUAAGAUGUCUGCUGGACAGCAGCAAUAACUGCUCUUAUCUAUGGGGAGGACCAGUGAAAAGUGUGCCAAGUGCUGUGACACCAGCUCAUUUCAUUGUCCCUCUCUGAAAGCUUCCCAUCAGAAAGACACCCCUUCAAGUCCAGUGCCAUGUUCCAUUUUUGUACAUAGUGCACCUUCAGGUGCAGCUUUGCCAAAACAGAGACACCUGGUGCUUGUAAUAUUCUUGUACAUACGUCCUCUCAACGUCUCCCAUUUGAACAUUGUUCUUGGCAAGCGAGUGGUUCCGAUGGCAUUUCUCGACGUUUUUGAGCCUCCUUGCGUUCCGAAUUUUAUUCACCCAGCCUAUCCUUCGUUUAAGAGAAAACCAGAACUUCAAGAGGUCCGGAAGGUUGUGCCAACGCCACCUAGGUUGCAGAAGGCCCGCUUAUUUCCUCCUCUCCCUCCUUCGCUACGUGGAUAUAUAAAGUCAGAAUAUGUCGUCUGCUAUUGCUAUUCACCGUUCUGCGAAUUCAAGAACUCGCAAAUGAUUGCAGCUAAUUUGGAACCCGUAGACCCGAAUCUGUAGACAAAAUGUGCAACGCGCUUUCCAGAAAAUCAGCCUUGAGAAAGAUGUGGGACGGCUUUGCGCUUUAUUUUCAAGUUUUCUCAUUUAGUACGCGGGGACGCUCAAUCACUGCUGGCAGACGACGGUGGUUCGUCUCCGUGGCAACGACUGCUGAAAGCUCGUUCGUGGUUGGCUACCGCCGUUGAAAACACGAUCCUGAUUGGCUGACUCUUAGUUGUUACGUCACACUGACGUGUGAGCAGGCUUUCUGUAUCCAGGUGGUGUUGGUUGUUACUGAAGCCGACGAUGAACAGGUCUCACACAUCUUAGGUUACGGUAAUUACUCACAUAUUUAACGCACCGGUUUUUAUUAUUUACCGGUAUUUAGCGCAGUUUAGGUUCUGGCGAUUCAGAGUGAUAUUGCCGCCGUUUGUUUGGGGUCCCAAAGCACUUGGCUCUCCAAAACUAAAACCCUCGACGAACACUUGCUUCUGCUGUGGUACACACCAUGUGACCAUUUCAAAAAUAAAUUGCAACUUGUGUGGACAAUUGCGAAGGCUGGCAAUUUCCCUCUAAAAUUUGUCGUAAGAAUAUUGGCCAUUGCGUCCCAUGGUGCACUACAUGCAUGCGUUGUCUUGUUUUGUCCGAAUCUCAUAGUGAACAUUGAAUAAUGUUGUUGAGUUUUCUCAGAUGUUGGUUGGCUUGCUCUUCUGCGUUCUGUGGUUUAAGUGCACAGCCUCAUGCGGCACUUUAUGAACACGAUUUAUGUUUUGUCAAAAACAGUACCCGUUGUGCGAACAAAUUAUGAAACACUGUUUUUUAUUAUGGUUACUUUUGCUAUUAUAUUACUUCAAACAUCAUAGCUCAUACUAUACGUUGCAAAAGUUAAAUCUUGCAUUUUCACUGUGGAGUCUCACGCACUAUGCUUGUUGUUAAUGCCGUACCUUUACAACGUUUUUUGUGCAUAUUAUACUAGGCACACCAUUUUUGUUGCGACCAGCUUUUGAUGCUGUUACCAAAACAGUCUUUUUCGCUGUAGACGAACACAUCAAAAGAAAUCAUGUUCCUUUAUCUGUUUAUAGUUGUUACCUCCUCUGUUGGGCCGUUGCAUCACGAUGAAUACAGUGUGUGUUUUUUUUUUCGAGUCCUACCGUACUUGCUUUAUUGUACGACUUAUUUUUUUGUAAAACAAGUUCCAGUCAGUGUCCGACAUCGGAUGUUGCGUGAUCAUUGUUCAAACGUCUACCAACUCAUGUUUAAAAAGGGUCACCUUGUGUUUUUGAGUAAAUAGGGUACUACGUGCUGCAUUUCGAAAAAAACUCAUCGAGGUAGUACCCAUCUCGUGACAUGGGCAGCUAUGCAGGAACUCCCAAACGAAGGGCAUCUCAUGUACAGAUACAUUGCAUUUUCUCCCGUCGACAUGAUCACAUGUAAAUGGUUACACGUUACUAUUUAUUUCAACAUGAUUUUGUGUCUGAAAAAUGUUCCCCAUCUCCCUCUCAAUCCUCUCGUCUUUGAGGGAAAAAUGGCUUAAUAUAUUUAUGCUACUAAUAUAGUUGUUUUCUUCCAUGGCACAAUGCAGCUAACUCAUUUUUCAAGACCUUUCGUGUACUCCCCAAAUAUACACACGUUUUUGUUUGCGUGCCAAAAGCAUGAACCCCCGUUCAAACAACGAGCAUCGGAGAGAUGCCGACCGUUCCAUUCCAAGCUUUCUGUUCGUACUGGAAGAUGUAGGUUUUUUUUUCCGUCAGUGUUGCUCGACAGUUGUGUGAGAGAUCUGGCACUUUUUCGCCCAGCAGCACGAUCAACCUCGUCAAUGCACAAGAGUCGCACCAGGGUUGUGAUGUCAGGAGAGUCGUCAUAAAAGACACUGUGAUCCGAACCACGUUUUUUGCGCUCUGCCCAGCGCGUUUUAUCGGCGACAGGCAUUCUAUGGCUGCCACUGUGUAUUUUACAAUAUCACUGUGUUUAAAUAAAACCGUUGACGUGUGAA
Messenger RNA from Ornithodoros turicata, 6290 nucleotides. It is a transcript of the gene POSH, whose product is annotated as E3 ubiquitin-protein ligase SH3RF3-like. The coding region runs from base 282 to 2807 and encodes 841 amino acids. The record is from RefSeq and is a predicted model, not a curated record. NCBI's taxonomy places the organism in Eukaryota, Metazoa, Arthropoda, Arachnida, Ixodida, Argasidae. The transcript is spliced from 15 exons. Gene Ontology annotation, molecular function: protein binding.